Messenger RNA from Sesamum indicum (sesame), 269 nucleotides. RefSeq names its product large ribosomal subunit protein eL29z. Gene Ontology annotation, molecular function: structural constituent of ribosome. The record is from RefSeq and is a predicted model, not a curated record. Gene Ontology annotation, cellular component: ribosome; cytosolic large ribosomal subunit. Gene Ontology annotation, biological process: cytoplasmic translation. NCBI's taxonomy places the organism in Eukaryota, Viridiplantae, Streptophyta, Magnoliopsida, Lamiales, Pedaliaceae.
UAGCUAGGGUUACACAACUUGAUAAAACAAAGCAAAACUCAUCAGUGUCCUUCCACAACUGCGUCGCCAGCUGCUUCAUCCUGGUAAAACUCAGCGACGCAUCAACACUAACCGAGAAGACAACAGAAAUGGCGAAGUCGAAGAAUCACACUGCGCACAACCAAUCGUACAAGGCCCACAAGAACGGCAUCAAGAAGCCCAAGCGCCAUCGCCACACCUCCACCAAAGGGAUGGAUCCCAAGUUUUUGAGGAACCAGAGGUAUGCAAGG